GUCUCCCCUCACAGUAUUUUAUUCUGAGAAGAGGCACGGACUGUUUAUUCUGGUGUAAAGGUCUCGAGGGAAAGAAGAACAUCACCAACUUCAGCCAUGAAUGGCACAGAAGGACCCAACUUUUUUGUCCCCAUGUCCAACAAGAGCGGGUUAGUUCGCAGCCCGUUUGAGCACCCUCAGUACUACCUGGCUGAGCCCUGGAAGUACUCUCUUGUGGCUGCGUACAUGCUGUUCCUCAUCAUCACCGCCUUCCCCAUCAACUUCCUCACCCUCUCUAUCACCGUCAAAAACAAAAGGCUGAGGACCCCUCUGAACUAUGUGCUGCUCAACCUGGCGGUGGCCGACCUCUUCAUGGUCGUUGGCGGCUUCACGGUCACUCUCUACACAUCCCUGCACGGAUACUUCAUCUUAGGGGUCACCGGCUGCAACAUUGAGGGAUUCUUUACCACCUUAGGAGGAGAGAUUGCUCUCUGGUCUCUGGUGGUUUUGGCUAUUGAGCGCUACAUUGUGGUCUGUAAACCAAUGACCAACUUCCUCUUUGUGGAGAAACACGCCAUCGCUGGGCUGGCAUUCACGUGGAUCAUGGCCAUGACUUGUGCUACUCCGCCUCUGCUCGGAUGGUCCCGGUACAUCCCAGAGGGAAUGCAGUGUUCCUGUGGGAUCGACUACUACACUCCCAAGCCUGAGAUCAACAACACCUCAUUCGUCAUCUAUAUGUUUGUCCUCCAUUUCAGUAUCCCCCUCUUCAUCAUUUUCUUCUGCUACGGUCGCCUGCUCUGCACCGUGCGAGCGGCUGCGGCCCAGCAGCAGGAGUCUGAGUCCACCCAGAGAGCGGAGAAAGAGGUGACGCGUAUGGUUAUAGUCAUGGUGAUCUCCUUCCUGGUGUGCUGGGUGCCCUAUGCCUCCGUGGCUUUGUACAUCUUUGGCCAUCAGGGAGCCGAGUUCGGACCAGUGUUCAUGACCGCUCCGGCCUUCUUCGCCAAGAGUUCUGCUCUGUACAACCCAGUCAUCUACAUUCUGCUGAACAGACAGUUCAGAAACUACAUGAUCACCACGGUGUGCUGUGGAAAAAACCCCUUUGUAGACUUUGAGGGCUCCGAGGCUGCCACCUCCAAAACUCAGACUUCAGUUAUAUCCAGCCAGGUGGCCCCUGCUUGACCGGUCCCCCCCCCCUUCAAUGUCCCAUCUGUCACUGCACACCUAGAGACCCACCACCGCCAGCAGCACUACGUUUUAUUGGCCAAUCCUCUUGACUUACCUCUCCAUGUGUCUUCUCUGCCCCGGCACAACCGCACUUUUGGUGGGACUAACAUACUCAGCAUGUGUUUUCAAUCCAUUUAAUCAUGGAAAGUGUUCAGCUGGCUUCACAGUGUUUAACCCGGCAUCAAGGGGGUGUUGUGAUGAUCCAGCUGAACACUUUCCAAGCUCCCCACUACCCAAAAACACAUAAUACCACCGCAUGAGUUCAUCCACAUCAACUCUUCAAGUAAUUGUUGCAUAUAUAUAUAUAUAUAUAUCCCCAAAAUGCGCGUUUAACAAUCCAUUUUAUGAUUACUUAAGUGAAAUUAGUCAUGAAUUUGUUGAGUUUUUAAGGUAUCAGAUGGGGGCUGUCGUCUGGUCUCCCCUCUUGUCUUUAUGGUGAUGACGCUGGGGUUGUUAGUUUGUGCUUGGCAUUGAGACAUGAGUGUACACAGAUGGACCUGAAAAGAGCCUCUGCAGCGAGAGGGUGGAUGCAUGCAUGCAUGCAUCUCUGUGUGUGUGUGUGUGUGUGGUGGAUGUCAGAAUGCAAUGUAUUUAUUAAAGAGAGAUGGGGAUAUUAUUUUGUUUAUUAUGUUUUCUUGUGGAAGUUGUUCUAUGUCCUGUAAUAAAAACAAAGCUAAAUGUCUGCACAACCUUUACAUAACUCACAUUUUCACGAGAACGUUUACAAGGCUCUCUGAGAAGUUCCAGAUGCUAGUUUGUGUGCAUUUGGGUGGCAGGCCAGAUCUUAAUGGUUUUCAAAUGUUGUUAAAAUGUGCUAUGCUGUAAUGAAUGUAUAAAUGAAGCAC
Messenger RNA from Cottoperca gobio, 2048 nucleotides. It is a transcript of the gene exorh, whose product is annotated as extra-ocular rhodopsin. Bases 97 to 1158 code for a protein of 353 amino acids. Gene Ontology annotation, cellular component: membrane. NCBI's taxonomy places the organism in Eukaryota, Metazoa, Chordata, Actinopteri, Perciformes, Bovichtidae. The transcript is spliced from 5 exons. Gene Ontology annotation, biological process: visual perception; phototransduction; G protein-coupled receptor signaling pathway. Gene Ontology annotation, molecular function: G protein-coupled receptor activity. The record is from RefSeq and is a predicted model, not a curated record.